This is a messenger RNA of Chenopodium quinoa (quinoa), 2128 nucleotides long. RefSeq lists its product as uncharacterized. The record is from RefSeq and is a predicted model, not a curated record. Bases 1011 to 1586 code for a protein of 191 amino acids. The transcript is spliced from 2 exons. NCBI's taxonomy places the organism in Eukaryota, Viridiplantae, Streptophyta, Magnoliopsida, Caryophyllales, Amaranthaceae.
UUCCCACUUUCUAUGAGUUCUAAGCAUAUUCACAACAUGCUUUAACGUAGGCGCACUUCAAACAAAGCCUAUAGUUCUGAAUAGGAUUUUUUUGAUAUUAUAUAGAUUUUUUUUUAUUUGAUGAUUUCUUUGUUUGUAUUUCGUUUGCAGUAGAAACGAUUAGAUAUUCUCAUGUUUCUUAACAACGGUCGAUCUGAUCUAAGGGUGCAUUGGAUAUGACCUCUUUUAAGAUGCAACCACUCUCCUAAAGAAAACCAUUUGUUUGUUUUAUAGGCGCGAUGUGCUAAGGUAUUACGCAAUGACUUUCGUUAUUGAAAAUUCCAAUUAAUUCCAGGACUGUUCAAGGUAUUUGUCGAAGUUAUGUGCCUAUUUUUGAAGAUUGUGUAUUAUGAUGUAUUUCAUUAAGAUAGUGGUGUGUUCCCUUGUGUUGUAGGAUAAUGAGUUGUAUGUGGGUGGUAGUACGUGUGAAAAAAAAUCAGGCGGUGCUUUCACAACGUAGGAGAAGGUGUAGUCGGGUAAUAUUUGGUUUGUUGUUAUUUAUUGUUAAAUCAAGGGUUGUUGUUGUGGCUGAAGUUAUUUUUUUAAUUAUUAUUCCUGCAUCCUAACUUGACAUGUCUAAUUGAGACCUUUAGGAGAAUACUUCAUAGAUUUGAUCCUAGACGAUGUGGUUGGGUUAAAGAGAUGGGUUUUAGUGGGUUGUUGAGUAUCUCUGGUGACUUGCUACUUCCUAUGUAGAUUGGCUAUUGGUUGAUGUCGCGCAUAGAUCCUAUCUCUAGGAAAUUAAUUGGUUGUGAUGGGAAAGAGUUAUUUUUUCAAAGAAUCAGGUGCAAUGGGUCCUUGGUAUACCCCAUGGUGGUCUCCCUGUUCCUAGCUACAAAACUAUGAAUUUUGAUGAAAGGGUAAAAGUUGAUGAAAUACUUCGCAAGCAUGGUAAGUCAUUGUAGAGCAAAUAUUUAAGGGAUUGUGAUCGUGUAUAUUACUCUAAGAGUAUCACAGUUGAUUCUAAGAUAAUGGAUUUUUUAGAGGGUGUUUGGCAAGAUGAUCAAGAAGAAGAAUUUAAGACACUUUUUCUAUUAGUAUCUCUUGAUUUGGUUUUGUGUCCUACACAGUCACCUCGACUAGCAGUAGACUUGAUUCCUGCUCUUACUUGUGCCAUGAAUUGUGCAAGCUAUGGCUGGUGUGGUCUUGUGAUUGAUAGCUUGAUGGAACCGGUUUCCAGUUUUGCAUGCCGCUUUUAUGGUUCAGGUUUUGCGAUUGGAUGUGGUGGAUGUUCUAUAUUUGUCGUGUUAUUCUAUUUGGACAGGUUGAAUAGGAACCCUAUAGAUUGGGGAGUGUUUCCUCGUAUUAAGGUUUGUAGUAUGAAGUUAAUCCGCAGUGCAUGUAAAACUGAUCGAACUACCCCGAACGGAGACUAUGGGAAAUUGGGGGUAAGUGUAAGAUGUUUGUUAUUAUUAGUAAUUCUGCAAGUAGUACUUGUUAUUAUUUAUAUUGUUGUUUUGAGAUUAUUGCAGAUGUUAGAUGUCGCUUAUGGUGAGCAUCACCCAAGGUGUGCCAGAGACAUUGAAGCCCCAAGAUCGGAUGACUAGGGUGCAUGUCUUUCCUCCGUGAAUUUACGAAAGAGGAGGCGAGAAACGACUGAUCAAACUCCCUUCAUGCGGAAGCGCGACAAGACAAACUCCGGGAUAUGGGCACACCUCAAUUACUUGUGUAGCUAACUGAAUAUUGUUUCUAUUUAUAACUGAACAGACUAAAUGCGUAUACGUGUGUUGGGUCAGGUUGGUGAAAGCUUCUUAUGCGCAGGAUCUUUUUUAUGCCCUCGAUUCAAAUCACUUAUAGGGCGUUUGCACGAUAUUCAUCCAAUUCAUUGAUCGGUGUGAAAUCACAGUCUUCUUUCCCAACCGUUUAAAGAAGGUUGUUUUUAUAACAUCGGCAAAUAGUAUGUCCUUUAAACCGUCAGUUGUGUUCAUAUCACUACGUCAUUGCAAGGCAAUAAUUUUGCAAUCGGGGAUGCAUUCCAUUACACUUGCAUUCCUCUUUAAUGAGAUAUUCAUUGUGCUUUAAUCCAUGUUUUCUGUGUAUUGUAUUGGGUCAUAUAAGUGAUGAUUGGUAUUUAAUCCUUCGUACAUCU